Hyaloscypha bicolor E is the source of this 1167-nucleotide messenger RNA. Its product is annotated as argininosuccinate synthetase. Bases 1 to 1167 code for a protein of 388 amino acids. The record is from RefSeq and is a predicted model, not a curated record. Gene Ontology annotation, biological process: urea cycle; L-arginine biosynthetic process. The transcript is spliced from 2 exons. Gene Ontology annotation, molecular function: argininosuccinate synthase activity; ATP binding. Gene Ontology annotation, cellular component: cytoplasm. NCBI's taxonomy places the organism in Eukaryota, Fungi, Ascomycota, Leotiomycetes, Helotiales, Hyaloscyphaceae.
AUGCGUGUUGAAAGCUUUGAGCAUAUUGCCAAGCUCGGCAAGAGAGCCGUUGUCACCAUGUUUAGCGGCGGCCUGGACAGCACGUAUUUGCUCUUCAGACUUCAGCGGCUCGGCUUUACAAACAUCAACGCUGUCGCGGUGGAUCUUGGGGCGCCCGUAGACGUGGAGGCGCUUACAAAACAAGCCGCCCAUUUCGGUGCCAGCUUCAAAUGUCUCGACGGUCGCGAGCUGUUUGCCAAAGAAGGUGUCAUGCCAGCCAUUCGCGCUCACGCAAAGUAUAUGGGGGUGUACCCAAUCAGCAGUUCACUCACCCGGCCAGUUAUCGCUCGCCUGACCACGGACUACGCCAAGGACCUGAACGCGGGUUUGCUGCUCCAUACCGCAAACCUGUCGCAGAACAGCCUGCCCCGGCUCAACAAUAGCAUUGGGCGCUGCGGCUUCCGCGGAGAAUUCGGGAGCCCAUAUGUCCAUUCAGUCGUCUCGCGAGAGAAGAAAGCUGAAGAACUGGCGGCAGUCGGACUGACCAACAUGUCGGACCGCGAGCUGAGCGGCGAUGAAAACCUGUGGUGCCGGGAGUUCGAGGGCGGUCCAUUGAAUGAUCCGGAAGCUUUCACCAUCCCGGAAGAUGCCUAUGAAUGGACGCGACGGUGCGAUAAUGAGGCAACCAAGAAGCUCACACUCGGCUUUGAGAAUGGCAGCCUCGUCUCUGUCGACGGGAACAAACUCCCCCUCAUCGAAGCCAUCGCGCUGCUGAACACUGAGGUGGGAAAAUUUGGCCACGGCCGAUUUGUGGGGCUCGAGCCUCUUACCACCGAUCACAAGGUUUUAGAGGUCCGCGAAGCUCCGGCCGCUGCCAUCAUCAUGGAUGCGCUUCGCCAUCUCGAAAUAGCUACGCUGGAUACCAACACGCUAGAAUUGAAGCAGCAACUGGAACAGAAAUGGGCCCGGGAAGCGAUAUCCGGCCACUGGGGAAGCAUAUGCCAUACCGUGUGUGACGCUGCUAUCGCUUCCGCCUCGAAUGGCGUGGGUGGAAGCGUAACCUAUGAUAUCGAUCACAGGCGUUACCUGCCCUGCUCUAUUGUGGCACACAAUCCUCGCUAUGUUAGGAAUCGAGACGAUUGGGAACGAGAACAGUCACAGCUACUCUUCGGCAGGCGCUGCCUCUAG